Molecule: messenger RNA, 744 nt
Organism: Danaus chrysippus (African queen)
Lineage: Eukaryota; Metazoa; Arthropoda; Insecta; Lepidoptera; Nymphalidae
Source: the annotation of a GenBank genome assembly
AUGACUCUCCCAGAUCAGAGUAAUUUAGUAAGAUGGGGUAAAGGUACCGAAAAAACUUGCUAUAUCUGCGGAAAGGCAGUUGGAACUGCCAAGCAUUUGCUGGUGGGAUGUAAGGUUCUCCUGGACAGCGGUCAAUACUCGCGUCGUCACGAUAGGGUUUUAGAGAUCAUACGUGAAGCGGUUAGUCUUUCGGUAGCCAGAGCGCAAAGGGAAAUAACCACAAACGAGCGAUCAAUAGGUUUUGUGAGAGAGGGCACCAGGGCUAUAAAAUCAAACGUCAAGCCUUACUCAAUCCUUAAAGCGGCUUCGGAUUGGACUAUCAUGAUGGAUACGUAUGAGAAACAAUACAAAAUUCCCGAGGAUAUUUGUGCGUCGGCCUCCAGACCAGACAUAUUUCUAUAUUCGCGUAUUUUAAAGCGCGUUGUGAUGAUAGAGCUUACGGUGCCUUGGGAAACCAACAUCCCCAAAGACCAUGCCAUCAAGGUCAAUAAGUAUUACGAGCUCACUAACGAACUAACUCGAAAUAGGUUCGUCGUUGAUUUGUACGCGGUAGAGGUGGGAGCGAGAGGUAUAACAGCUAAAUCUCUCUAUAACCUACUAAAAGACUUGGGCCUGUCCAGAACUAACAUUAAUUCAUUCUUAGAACGUACGUCGAAGGCAGCCCUAGUAGGUUCUUUUCAAAUUUGGUUAGGUAGGGAGAGGAACUUGGACAGUGGAGGUGAGCGUAUAACGCGCGUUAGUUAA